This is a messenger RNA of Oreochromis aureus, 1701 nucleotides long. Its product is annotated as zona pellucida sperm-binding protein 3-like. The record is from RefSeq and is a predicted model, not a curated record. NCBI's taxonomy places the organism in Eukaryota, Metazoa, Chordata, Actinopteri, Cichliformes, Cichlidae. Gene Ontology annotation, molecular function: acrosin binding. Gene Ontology annotation, cellular component: extracellular matrix. Bases 58 to 1443 code for a protein of 461 amino acids. The transcript has 8 exons. Gene Ontology annotation, biological process: egg coat formation; positive regulation of acrosome reaction; binding of sperm to zona pellucida.
UUCCAGCUCCCUUACAGCACCUAGUGAACUACUGUGGGCACUUGUUGUUGUGAAACCAUGCUGCUGAAGUGUGCCACUGUUUGCCUUGUGGCACUGGCCUUGCUUGGCUUCUGUGAUGCUCAGGGUGUAAGCCGUACCUCACCGCCUUUUGUGCCUGGGGUGUGGCCUCCAGACCUCCAACAACAAAAACAAACAUUUGAAAAACCACUCACAUGGACAUACCCUGAAGAUCCUAAGCCCAAACCCAAGGCUGACGUGCCGUUCCAGCUGAGAUAUCCAGUUUCUGCUGCAACUGUUGCUGUUGACUGCAGGGAGGACAUUGUUCAUGUGGAAGUCAAAAAGGAUUUCUUUGGAGUUGGCCAGCUGAUAAAUUCGGCUGACCUUACCCUGGGAUCAUGCACUGUUGUCGGAGAGGAUACGGCAGCUCAAGUACUGAUUUAUCAAGCUCAGCUGCAGAAUUGUGGGAGCACAUUAAGAAUGACUGGAGAUUCCUUCAUCUACACCUUCACAAUGAACUACAACCCCCAGCCUGUGGGUGGUUCUCCUGUGAUUAGGACCAACAAUGCAGCUGUAGUUGUGGAAUGUCACUACCAAAGAAAGCACAAUGUAAGCAGUCUCGCUCUUGAACCCCUCUGGGUGCCAUUCUCUGCCGCUAAGAUGGCACAAGAGUUUCUAUACUUCACCCUGACACUCAUGACUGAUGACUGGAAAAAUGAGAGGCCAAGCAACCAGUAUUUCCUGGGUGACGAGAUUAAUUUUGAGGUCUCUGUCAUGCAGUACCACCAUGUGCAGCUCCGUGUUUAUGUGGACAAAUGUGUAGCUACCCUUUCAGCCGAUGCAUCUUCUAGCCCAAGAUAUGCAUUCAUAGAGCAAGGGUGUAUGAUUGACGGUAGGCUUACUGGAUCUGUCUCGAGGUUCCUGGAUCGCACUGCAGAGAACAAGCUUCAGUUCCAGCUUGAAUCCUUCAAAUUCCUGAGUGCUAACAGUGGAAAACUGUACAUUACCUGCAACUUGAGAGCAACAUCUGUUGCCCAAGCCAUUGACAGUAACCACAGAGCUUGUUCCUACUUCCGUGGGUGGAAGGAAGCUGGUGGAUUUGAUGGUGCUUGUGGCUCCUGUGAGUCUGGACAAACUAAUACUGGAAUCAUAAGUGGCAGUACUGGAGGUGGAUUUGAUAAUACAGGCAUGGGAAAUACAGGAACAGGGACUACAGGCACGGGAACUGGAAAUACAGGAACAGGAACUGGAAAUACAGGAACAGGAACUGGAAAUACAGGAACGGGAACUGGAAAUACUGGUGGUGGAACGCCGGGUUCUACAAACUUGGGUACUAAGGUCCCUUGGUUUAGGAGGACACGGGACGUGUCUCAGCAGGAAGUUUUGGAAUGGGAAGGAGAAGUCACCUUGGGUCCCAUCUCCAUUGAAGAGAAGAAGAUAGCUUAAAACAAUUUCCUGCUAUAAACACGGCCAUUAAAAUGAACUUCAUCCGUGGUUCAUGCCUGAACAUAUGUUAAUUUCAUUCUUCUUAUUCAUAGGUCACAACAAUAUAAUAAGACAUUGAGGAAUGAAAAGGUCCUUCACUGAAACGUAACUCCUUUUACAUGCCCCCUCUCUGUAAUUACAAAUGUUUUAUAUGGAGCUUGUCUGUCCAUGGAUUGGAACUAUUCACAUGUAAUGGAAAUAAAAAUGCAACUGUUUGAA